Molecule: messenger RNA, 2105 nt
Organism: Parasteatoda tepidariorum (common house spider)
Lineage: Eukaryota; Metazoa; Arthropoda; Arachnida; Araneae; Theridiidae
Gene: Pmvk
Product: Phosphomevalonate kinase
Biological process (GO): cholesterol biosynthetic process; isopentenyl diphosphate biosynthetic process, mevalonate pathway
Cellular component (GO): cytoplasm
Molecular function (GO): phosphomevalonate kinase activity
Source: RefSeq, a predicted model, not a curated record
CUGUUUAAUCAAUCAAUCAUUUAAAGCAAAACUAAAAAAUUUUUACGUGUAUUUAUUUGUUUUCUUCUGGUUUUCGUUUGUCAAUGAAAUUAAUGCAAUCAUACUCGUUAGUUUGCCUAAACUUGACAUAAUUUUAAUGAGAUUCUGAGAAUUUUUUGUAAUUACUUUAUUAUUAUGGACACUAAGGAUUUAGAAUAUGGAAAACCAAUUGCAGUUUUAGUAAUAAGUGGCAAACGAAAGAGUGGGAAAGAUUAUGCCGCUAAUUUAAUGUUAAGGAGAUUUGGCUGUGAAAAUUGUGCAAUAAUUCGAUUAUCAGGCCCAUUAAAAGAAAGAUAUGCAUUGGAAAAUAACUUGGAUUAUCAAAAACUCCUCGAUGCAUCUGAGUAUAAAGAAAUAUUCCGACAAAAGAUGAUUAAAUGGGGAGAAGAUUAUCGAAUUAAAGAUCCAGGAUAUUUUUGCAGGCAUGCAAUUAUUCAGUCUGGUGCAAAUUCUAAGAAAAUCUGGAUUGUUAGUGAUGCUAGAAGGAAGUCUGAUAUAAAAUUUUUCUUGAACAAUUUUGCAACUGUUACUUACACAAUCAGAAUAGCUGCUUCUGAUUUUGUGCGGCAGCAACGAGGAUGGAAAUUUUCUGAGGGAGUUGAUGAUUGUGAAUCUGAAUGCGGAUUGGAUGAUUACAACAGUUGGGAUUUCUUUCUGUCUAAUGACGAUGAAACACAACUGAGGAAAGGUCUGGAAAACAUUUAUUCCUUACAUUCCAUCAAAGAAAUAUUAAAUAAUUGACAAUAGUAUAUUUCGCCCAAGAUGAAUCUCAGGAAAUCAUGUAGUCCUUUAUUUAUUGAACGUAAAGGGAGUGGGAAUAUUUGUAAUGGGACAUCCAGAGAAUAAUUACUGUAUUUUUGCCAGCAUUUCAGAAAUAAUUUUUGACUAAAAUAUAAUUAAGAUUGUGUUUCUUUCACAAAGAUAAGAUAUAUAUAUCGAUAAAUUUUCUACAUAAGUUUAAUCUUUAUUUUAUGAUGAUGAGGCCUGUAUCAGCAAAAUUUACACAUGAAUUACAAUGUAAAUAUCGGACAUUGAGACUUAAAUUCUCAUCUUUUCAUUUUAUUUAUUUAUUAUAUUUUUGUAUUUCAUUAUUUCUCAUUAAAUAUAUUUUUAGAGGAGGGCAAUUUCUGUGUAGAACUAAGCAAAAAUAGAGAUGAAAUAAUAUUUUUAAAUUUUUUUUUCAUUGAUUGAUUGAUAGAAGAUUAACAGUUAACAGUCUAAAUUUUUUAAGUAAUAUGAUUGUUAUUUAAAUAAAAACAUACUGAAAACUGACAUUGAAAAAAAAUCAUGGAUACAACUUAAGAUGGAGCCAUAUUUUAUAAUAUUUUUAUCUCAAUUGUAAUCAGUCUAAUACACUAUGUGUUCAAGAACGAAGAUCAACGUAAAUUUUUGAUUAUAUUGAGCGAUUGGCAAAUAAUUGCUAGCCAAAGCCAAUAGAACAAUAAUAUGACUAAUCAAUAUGAAAAAAUUUAUUUUAUGUACUCUUUUUAUUUAUAAUUAAUCCACAUGUCUCUUAUUAAUCCAUGCCUCUUACCAACACAUUUUAAAUUUUUGUUAUAUAACAUAUCACUGUGAUUUCUGUUCAGCUUCCUUUUGACUUAAAUAUUUUAGCAGUAUUUUAUGAAUUUUUCACAAUUUGAUCAAAAAAAUCAAAUUUCAAUUUGAUAAUAACAAAAUAAUUUCAUAACAUUUACUUAAUUUUAUAUUUUUUCCUUAUAAACAUGGUCUUAGCGAGUUAAAAAAAGCACAUCUUUAUUACAGUAUUACUAACAUUACAUAGCAUACUACAAUAAGAUGUAUUUUUUCAAUGAGAAUUUAUGAACUGUUGAAAAGCAUAGUUUCUACGAAAAUAUCAAGAUUUUAAUUUUCAAAAACAAUAACUAGCAAUAUUUUUUUAAUAUGAAAUUUUUUUAAAUGAAAUGCCUUUACAUUGUGAUAUAUUUAAAAAAAAUAUAAUCGUGUAUGUGUAAAAAUUGUAUGAAAUCAAUUUAAAAACAAAUUUGAAUUUCUCUUAAUAAUUGCCAAUAUUUGCCCAUGAAUGUUUUAAUAAAAUUAUUUUUUUACAU